AUGGCUUUACAGUCAACUUUUCGUUGGGCGACCCUGACUUUGUUUCGUCGUUCCUUUGUCCCGCCUGUUAGGACACCUGUGAGGAUAAUCGGCACCCAUCCAUUUUCCAGCAACCAAUCGUCACCACAGCAGGUCUCUCGGCCUGCGACGCUUCACAAACACCAGGAACAAUCUGACAAAUCUCCCUACUCACGAUCUCCUUCGCGCGUCUCCCGAAGUCAAACCGAACUCUUUCGUCGACGCCCAGAUGCGAAUAUCUCAACAACUCCGGAGAACGAGAGAUACUUCGGUAAUAUCCCACCAGCGGCAGAUGAAAAGAAUCUGAGAAACUUUCUCAAGCAUGCCGGGUUUAGCGUUGCCAACAUCCGCAUCGCAAUGGACCCGUUUACCGGCAAUAACCCAGGAUACUGCUUCGUGGAGUUCGAGACAAGAAAGGAUGCUGACCGCGCAGUGGAGCUGCUGACAGGACGGGAGUUUAGGGGCCGUUACCUCAGGGUUGAACAUGUUGCGAGCAAACAACGCCGCAUGAAGCCGAAAGGUGCUGAACAUGUGUUGGAUUUUUGGAGCCCUGAAAAGGCAGUUAAACACUUUGAUUAUGCGCGACGUGGCCAACGCUUGCUUAUCAAUGGCUUGCCUCCCCGCAGGAAGCUCAAACAGGGUAUAUUGAACCAGAAGCUUGUGCAAUUCUUCCAGGGCUUCAACGUAGAGGCUAUAAGCAAGCCGCUGAUCCCUCCCGAGUCGUAUGAUACUCCACAUCCUUACAAUGCACCCUGCCAUUGCUACGUGGAUUUCGCUACUGCAGCAGACGCCGACAAAGCAAUGGAUACAUUGAACGGUCAAAUUGGCCCAUGGGGUCAGCCUCUCACGAUCGAAAAACAACGAAAAAACUGGGCAAAACCGAAAUCUGCCCCAAAACAAAGACCUAGGCGGGCUCUCUUUGAUCUCGACUAUGAAGAUCAAUAA
This is a messenger RNA of Aspergillus nidulans FGSC A4, 963 nucleotides long. RefSeq lists its product as uncharacterized. NCBI's taxonomy places the organism in Eukaryota, Fungi, Ascomycota, Eurotiomycetes, Eurotiales, Aspergillaceae. The coding region runs from base 1 to 963 and encodes 320 amino acids. Gene Ontology annotation, molecular function: nucleic acid binding; RNA binding. The record is from RefSeq and is a predicted model, not a curated record. The transcript is spliced from 4 exons.